CAAAAAUUUCUAAAUUCUAUAGAGCACAAUUCCAAUUUCUUAAAUCUCUUCAAUCAAACAAUAUUCAAUAAUGAGAAUUGUAAACCUGAGGCGGCUAAGCCUGUGGGUUUUAUUCAGGUCUCAUUUAUACCGAUAAAAGAUUUCAAGAAACAACAACAUACUUACAUACGAGAAAUGUUUAAUCAAUCCAGCUCUGUCUCGUUAAUCUACGUAGUUGAAAUCGCCAAUACAACGCAAAACGUAGACGUCACUUGGUCUAAAACCAUCUCCUCGCAUUCAUUAACCAUCAAAACCGGUAAUCUCAAGGACGAACAACAGAAUCAUCAUCAACAACAGCAGGUGAAGAUAGAUCUUUCAGGUUCUUCGUUUUGGGCCAAAAAGGGUCUCAAGAGCCUAGAAGCUAACGGGACAAGGGUUGACGUAUACUGGGAUUUUCGUCAAGCCAAAUUCUCCAACUUCCCUGAACCUUCAUCUGGCUUCUACGUCUCCCUCGUAUCCCAAAACGCCGUGGUUUUAACGAUCGGGGAUCUAAAGAAGGAAGCUUUGAAUAGGACGAAGAAGAAGCCUUCAGCCACAGAAGCUGCCUUGGUCUCUAAGCUAGAACACGUCCACGGGAAACGUGUUUUCUACACGCGCACGGCGUUUGGAGGUGGGGAGUCGCGGCGGGAGAAUGAGGUGGUGAUCGAGACAUCUCUCUCGGGUCCUAACGAUCCAGAGAUGUGGAUCACGGUUGACGGUGUACCGCUGAUUAGGAUCAUGAAUUUGAAUUGGAGAUUUAGAGGAAACGAGGUUGUGACCGUGAGUGAUGGUGUUUCUGUGGAGAUCUUUUGGGAUGUUCAUGAUUGGUUGUUCGAAACCUCUGGAUCGUCUAGUGGGUUGUUCGUGUUCAAGCCUAAAGCUGGAUUCGAAUCUAGAAGUCUUAGCUAUAAUGGUGCCGGCUAUGGUGAUGGAGACGGUGACGGUGAUGUUGAGGGUGAUGUUAAUGAUGUGGAGGAUGAUUCGUCUCCCAAGUAUUGUCAUGUUCUGUAUGCCGUCAAAGUUUGAUUAAAGAAUUUGUGGAAGAGUCUUUUCAUUAUUUUUGUAUAAUAUGAUUAAGAAGAAGUACCAUGUCAACAACUAGAAUUAAGUCCAUGUAUAUGAUUUUUUAAAGUCAAUAUUAGUUUUGUUAGCUACGUAAAAAGUAGUUAACUAUUUUAGCAUGAUCCUCCUUUGUAUGUUUCCUUAAUACUGUCUAUUUGUAAUGUUUUCGUAGUGCAGUAGAUCUGUAGAUAUUCUUGUGA
Camelina sativa (false flax) is the source of this 1280-nucleotide messenger RNA. Lineage: Eukaryota; Viridiplantae; Streptophyta; Magnoliopsida; Brassicales; Brassicaceae. The record is from RefSeq and is a predicted model, not a curated record.